AUGGGGAAAAGGUUACUAAACCGGUGGCUGAAGCAGCCGUUAGUGGAUGAGGAUGAGAUUAAGUUUCGGUUGGAUGUGGUGCAGUCGUUUGUAGAGAGUGGGGGGAUGAGGCAGGAGGUGCGGGGGCAUCUGAGACGCAUGCCGGAUAUCGAGAGGCUGACGAGGAGGUUGGAGAUGCGACGAGCUGGGCUGCAGGACGUGGUUAAGCUGUACCAGGCCAGCAUUCGCCUUCCAUUCAUCCGCGAGGUGCUUGAAACCCAUGGAGGCUCGUUCCGCCCGAUGCUGCACGAGAGGUUCGGCGCGAGCCUACUCGAGUGGUGCGGGGCGGAGCACUUAGCUAAGUACGAGGGGCUGGUGGAAGCAGCAGUGGACUUAGAAGCUUUACAGUCUAACGGAGAAUACUUAAUAGCACCAGGUUAUGACCCGAGCUUAGGGGAAAUUAAAGAGGAGAGGGAGGGGGUUGAAGUCGAAGUGCAGAGAGCCUUGCAGCAAGCAGCAAACGACUUAGGUCUUACAGUGGAUAAGACGAUUAAAUUAGAUAAGACGGCGCAGGCGGGGUAUUGCUACAGGAUUACGAAGAAAGAAGAGACGAACGUUAGGAAGAAGCUGAAUUCGUCGUAUGUGACUCUGGAGACGAGGAAGGACGGAGUUAAGUUCACGAAUGCGAAGCUUAGGAGGCUGAGCAAGCGCCACGUGGCGCUCACGGAUUCGUACAUGGCGGCUCAGCGGGAGCUGGUUGCGAAGGUGGUGGAAGUGGCUCAGACGUUCUUGGAGGUCAAGGGUCUCAUGGGGUCAUGUGGUACACGGCGGCUCAGCAGGGAGCUGGUUGCGAAGGUGGUGGAAGUGGCGCAAACGUUCUUGGAGGUGUUUGAGGGCGUGGCAGCGCUAAUCGCCGAGAUGGACGUGCUUCAGGGCUUUGCCGAGCUUGCAGCGUCGGCACCCACUCCCUAUGUCCGACCCUCCAUCUCAGGCCCGGAGAGGGGGCGAAGCUGGUUCCAAAUAAUCACAGGGCCCAACAUGGGUGGCAAGUCAACGUUCAUACGCCAGCCUAUGUGCAUGGUAUUGGCACUCUCGACCUUCUAUUGCAUCCAAGCCUCCCCUCGACCCGCUCUUGCCACAGAUGGGAGUGGUGCCCCAGAUGGUUUUCUGAGUCGCCCCAGCACAUGUUUUCCUUGUCCCAUCACCCCCGCUUGCGUGCCGCAGGUGGGAGUGGUGGUGCUGAUGGCACAGGUGGGGUCCUUUAUCCCUUGCUCCCGUGCACACGUGGGGGUGGUGGUGCUGAUGGCGCAGGUGGGCUCGUUUGUGCCGUGCUCUCGUGCACACGUGAGCAUCCGAGAUGCCAUCUUUGCGCGCGUGGGCGCUGGCGAUUGCCAGCCGCCAUCCUGCAUGCCGGCUGCUGACCUCCCUGCCUCCUCCCUCCCUGCCUCCUCCCUCCAUGUCUCCUCCCUCCCUGCCUCCUCCCUCCAUGUCUCCUCCCUCCCUGCCUCCUCCCUCCCUGCCUCCUCCCUCCCUGCCUCCUCCCUCCAUGUCUCCUCCCUCCCUGCCUCCUCCCUCCAUGUCUCCUCCCUCCCUGCCUCCUCCCUCCAUGUCUCCUCACUCCCUGUCUCCUCCCUCCGUGCCUCCUCCCUCCAUGUCUCCUCCCUCCCUGUCUCCUCCCUCCCUGUCUCCUCCCUCCGUGCCUCCUCCCUCCCUCCCUGCCUCCUCCCUCCAUGCCUCCUCCCUCCUGUGCUCUUUUCUCCCUUCAUCUCCCUCCCUUGCAUGUCUCAGCUGAGGGGAGUGAGUACGUUCAUGGCGGAGAUGCUCGAGACAGCCGCCAUUCUGCAUGCUGCCACGCCGCAGUCACUGGUCAUCAUCGAUGAGUUGGGCCGGGGAACGUCCACUUAUGACGGAUUUGGUCUCGCUUGGGCUAUCUGCCUCGCCUGGGCCAUCUGUGAACACCUAGUGGAUGUAACUAGAGCGCCCACCCUCUUUGCCACGCACUUUCACGAGCUCACAGCUCUCGAGACCCGCGAUGCCUCCAGUGGUGUUGCUAACUUCCACGUCAGCGCGCACAUCGACGAAGCUUCCAGGAAGCUCACCAUGCUUUACAAGGUGCAACCGGGCCCAUGUGAUCAGAGCUUUGGCAUCCACGUGGCUGAGUUUGCACACUUCCCUCCCGAGUUUUCCUUCCAACGCGGCAGCUACUCACCUCCUCACUCUCACCCUCACAUCUCACGCACAAUCUUUUCCUCGUUCACCCUGCUCACUCUCACCUCUCGCGCCUCGACAGACACUUUCUCAUCAAAGCUGCUGGGAGCGAACGAGGUACCCAAGAACGACUCCAAAGCUGCCAAGAACGCCGUUGGUGACAGCCGCGGCAUCGUCUACAUGAAGCUGAGCAUCUACAUGGACGACGACAAGCCCAAGUGGGUGAAGUACACGGUGAAAACAAGCCAGCUGAAGGGUGAGAUGCCGCCCACCAAGACGCACGUGCACACGGGGGAGAAGGGGAAGAACGGCGACAUGCUUCUGGACCUGCCGUGCCAUUACGAGAAGAAGGGCAACGAGGAGUGGCGCUGUGAGGGCUCUCUCGGGAAAUACAAGGAAGAUCGAUCGGAUUCGCUGCUAAGGGCUCUUAAGGAUAUUGUUAAGAAGCCUAGUGGACAUUACGGAAAUAUCCACACUAAGCGAUUUCCUGAUGGCGCCGUCCGUGGUCAGUUCACGAAGGAGUAG
Closterium sp. Naga37s-1 is the source of this 2712-nucleotide messenger RNA. The record is from the annotation of a GenBank genome assembly. NCBI's taxonomy places the organism in Eukaryota, Viridiplantae, Streptophyta, Zygnematophyceae, Desmidiales, Closteriaceae.